AUGCGCUUCCCUGUGCCCAAGGGCGUGCUAAGGAUCCACUUUCUAGAGGCCCACGAGCUCCUGGGGAAGGAUAAGUUCCUGGGGGGUCUGAUCAAAGGGAAGUCAGACCCAUACGGAGUCCUGCAGGUGGGGACGCAGCUGUUCCAGAGCAAAGUCGUCCACGAGACUGUCAACCCCAAGUGGAACGAGGUCUACGAGGCUUUGAUCUAUGACAGCUCUACAGCAAAGAACCUGGAGCUGGAGCUGUUCGACGAGGACACGGACAAAGACGACUUCUUAGGAAGCCUGGUGAUUGAUUUGGCCGAGCUGCAAAAGGAGCAGAAAGUGGACGAGUGGUUCAUCCUGGAUGAAGUUUCUCAGGGGAAGCUGCAUCUGAAGCUUGAGUGGUUAUCUCUGCUCCCCAAACCAGACCUAUUGGACCAGGUCUUGUCCAGCAUCAGAGCUGAUCGUGGUCAUGCCAACGACGGUCUGUCCUCCGCCGUCCUCGUGGUGUUCCUGGAUUCAGCUCGAAAUCUGCCAACGGCCACGGUCAGUAAGGUCCUCAAGACGGGUAAAAAGGUAACAUCGGAGCCCAGUCCCUUCGUCCUGUUCAACGUGGGACAUAAGAGCUUUGAGAGCAAAACACGUUAUAAGACCAACGAACCGGUUUGGGAGGAAGCCUUCACCUUCCUUAUCCACAACCCAAAGACUCAGGAGCUGGAGGUGGAGGUGAGGGACGAGAAGCACGAGUGUUCUCUGGGCAAGCUAUCCGUUUCUCUGACCACCCUCAUGGACGCUCCAGACAUGACCUUGAACAAGAGCUUCCCCCUGAGGAGCAGUGGCCCAACGUGCAGCCUGAAGAUGAAGCUGGCUCUGCGGGUCUUGUGUCUGGAGAAAGACACUACCCCCUCAAACGGCUUGCCCUCCGCAGUGCAGGUGCGUAAGUCCAGCUCCACGCCUCGCCCUUCCAUCUCGUCUGACAGCGGCCUGCCGAACCACUCUGACCCAGCCUCAGUCUCGAGCCAGACUGGGGCUGAACUGCACAACGGCCGGAACCAGUCCAGUCUGAACCUGAAUGCCAAAGAACCCACUCCGUCUAUCGCCUCAGACAUCUCAAACCCGUACGCAGCUCAGGAGCUGCAGUACCGCCUCUCACAGCUGCCAAAUGGCUCCGCUCACUUUCCUCUUGGGGAAAUCCAGCUCACACUGAGACACAGCUCUCAGAGGAACCGGCUCAUAGUGGUGGUGCACAGCUGCAGGUAA
Knipowitschia caucasica is the source of this 1242-nucleotide messenger RNA. The record is from the annotation of a GenBank genome assembly. Lineage: Eukaryota; Metazoa; Chordata; Actinopteri; Gobiiformes; Gobiidae.